AAAAAACAAGGCUCUCCUACUUCUUCGAUAUAGCCAUUGCGACCAUCUCCACAUCACCUCUCUAACCACACAAACCACAAAUCCUAAAGUCUAAACGAAAACAAAAAAAAUACACAUGAAUCUCUCCUUCCUCACCAUCACCAUCACCAUUUUCAAAGCUUUACGUUAGAUAACAAGAUUCCAUGGAGAAGAAUGAUGACAAGGACCCUGAUCACAACGACCAAUCCAAGGGAGAGGAGAAAGGCGACGUCGUUUCAAAUACUCAUCCCCCAGAUGAGUCUGAUGGUAAAGAGAAUGUAGAUGUUGGCAAUGCAGAGACAGAACAAGAUCCAGGAGACAAUGUUGAUUCACAAGGAGAAGAGAUUCAACAAACACUCGAGUCCUUGUCUGAAGAACUGGAUCAGCUUCUCUCCAGUCUCUCCCUUCACAAGGAAGAACAUAAAGACGACACCGAGGAGAAAGGAGAGGCUGAUGCUGAUUACUUUCAGAUCCCACAGUUUGUUGGCAAGUUCUUGGAUCUUCUUGAGGACAAACUCUCCAAAUACGACUCUGGUGACCCAAAGACAGUAUGGUACCAAGAUCAAGAAGAAGUGUCUUCUCUUCUUGAAGCAGUGGAUCGUGUCUCAAAGCUUAUGGGACUUUUACUCAACACCAAAUCUUGUCUUGACCAUCAUGAGCCCUUGAUCAACCAUGCUGGAUCCAUCCAGCAACGUGCAAUGGCCUUCUUGGAAGACGAGUUCCGUCUCCUUCUAGAAGAGUCCGUGAUUAAAGAGACUACAUUGGCCACAGACGAUCAGCAAGACCACCAGAACGAUGCGGUGGUCUCUCAAGAUCAGGACCAGGUGACCGUUCAAGAAUCUGGUGAUCAAGAGAUUGAAUACCCUGGCUACUCGGAGGAAAUGGUUGUCUUGCUGAGGAAAAUAGCAGAGAAGAUGAAAGCAGGAGGGUACGGUUGGGAAUGCAGAGAGGUUUACUUGGUUGGGAGGAGAAACAUUUUGAUGAGGACGUUGAAACAUGACUGCGAGUUUGAGAAAGUGAGCAUAGACGAGGUGCAGAAGAUGAGCUGGGGAGAGCUGGAGAGAGAGAUACCUAUCUGGACCAAGACUUUUAAAGACUGCUCUUCACGCUUCUUCCCUGGUGAGCUCAAACUAGCAGAGAAGAUCUUCCCAGGAGAUGAUGGGAGCUUGUUCUGUAUCAUCACUCACGGUCUCACCAUCCAGUUCCUAGGUUUCGCUGAGGCCGUGGCUAUGACUAAGCGUUCCACUGAGAAGCUCUUCAAGAUUCUUGACAUCUAUGAGACUCUUAGAGAUAGUUUUCCAUCCAUGGAGGAGCUCUUCCCUGAGGAUCUCCGCAGCGAGCUGAGGAAUGAAGUGACCAGCGCUCGUUCCCGCUUAGGAGAGACAGCUAUUCACAUCUUCUCGGAUUUGGAAAACUCUAUCAAAUCAGAUUCCAGCAAGACUCCAGUACCGGGAGGAGCAGUGCAUCCUUUGACAAGGUACACCAUGAAUUACCUCAAGUACUCAUGUGAAUACAAAGACACAUUAGAACAAGUGUUUAAAAGCCACUCAAAGAUGGAGCAAGAGGAAGAAGGUACGAACUCUAGUGCCUGCUCGGCCUUCGCGAGUCAGCUGAUGAGGAUAAUGGACUUACUAGACGGGAACAUGGAAGCAAAGUCAAAGCUAUACAAAGACAUACCACUGAGCUGUAUCUUCAUGAUGAACAACGGGAGAUACAUAGUGCAGAAGAUCAAAGGCUCGGCUGAGAUACACGAGGUGAUGGGAGACACAUGGUGCAGGAAGAGGUCUUCGGAGUUAAGGAACUAUCACAAAAGCUACCAGAGAGAGACGUGGGGGAAGCUGCUUGGUUUCUUAGGACAUGAGGGACUUAUGCAUAAUGGUAAGAUAGUGAAGCCUAAUCUUAAGGAGAGGUUUAAGAGCUUUAAUGCAACUUUUGAUGAGAUACAUAAGACGCAGACUACAUGGGUGAUUAAUGAUGAGCAGCUGCAGAGUGAGCUGAGAGUUUCUAUAACUGCGGUUAUGAUACCUGCUUACAGGGCUUUUAUGGCUAGGUUUGGACAGUACUUGGAUCCUGGUCGCCAGACAGAGAAGUAUGUUAAGUACCAGCCUGAGGAUAUUGAGGAUCUUAUUGAUGAGCUCUUCGAGGGCAACACUUCUUCCUCUUCAGCAGCCACAGCUAAGCGAAGAACAUAG
Molecule: messenger RNA, 2210 nt
Organism: Eruca vesicaria subsp. sativa (arugula)
Lineage: Eukaryota; Viridiplantae; Streptophyta; Magnoliopsida; Brassicales; Brassicaceae
Source: the annotation of a GenBank genome assembly